CAAGUUGACAUUUGAUCUGUGACAUAAAAUUGUCCUGUUUUGUACGCUAUGUGAGUAGCCCUUUCGUGCUCGUUCCCAAAUUGUGAGUGCAAAAUGAGUGAUGCAGGGUAUUCAACCGCUUUUUCCUAUUUCCUCUUGGCAGCAACGGGCGCUUACUGCCUUCAAGAAUACCGCUGCAGCAUAUGUACAGUAAAACUGGCGUGUGUCAGUUUCGGAAUUAUCACAGCGAACGCCUUACUAGGAGCUUGGCAUUGGGUAAACAAAUCGGAAGGAAGUGCAAUAGAGAGCACCUAUAAGGUAACAACAUUUCUUCGGAGUAUACUUGCGUUGCCGUUCGUUGUAACCCAGAUAUGGUUGGAUUAUGGUUACGAUCAGGAGUUGGCAAAUUUUCAUUCACUGAUAUGCUUGGUGCCAUUUCACUUGUAUUUGGCCAAUAAAACAAAUAACGCGAUUAUCGACAUGUUGAUAGCGGUGAACGCGGCUUCGUUGUGGAUUGUUUCUUGGAUGACCAAUAGCCUUCAUGGCAUGGCAGCUGCGGGAUCCUACCUGUGUACCCAUUUCCUGUUCCGAUCUGGACAUAUGGAUUUUGACCAAACUUCAGUUACCGAUCUUCAAAAUUAUGGACUAAUAUGCUUUACAUAUUAUUCAUUGAUGUGUCUUACAAAAAACCCAAAAUGUUAAUAUAAAUAACUGGUUUCACUAUUAUUAAUUAAUUACAGUCUUUAU
This is a messenger RNA of Photinus pyralis (common eastern firefly), 726 nucleotides long. RefSeq lists its product as uncharacterized. The transcript is spliced from 2 exons. NCBI's taxonomy places the organism in Eukaryota, Metazoa, Arthropoda, Insecta, Coleoptera, Lampyridae. The coding region runs from base 94 to 681 and encodes 195 amino acids. The record is from RefSeq and is a predicted model, not a curated record.